This is a messenger RNA of Trichoderma aggressivum f. europaeum, 834 nucleotides long. RefSeq lists its product as uncharacterized. Bases 1 to 834 code for a protein of 277 amino acids. Gene Ontology annotation, cellular component: nucleus; cytoplasm. NCBI's taxonomy places the organism in Eukaryota, Fungi, Ascomycota, Sordariomycetes, Hypocreales, Hypocreaceae. The transcript is spliced from 3 exons. Gene Ontology annotation, biological process: cell division; positive regulation of protein phosphorylation; signal transduction. Gene Ontology annotation, molecular function: protein kinase activator activity. The record is from RefSeq and is a predicted model, not a curated record.
AUGGCUGAUUCGGGUGCCCCCAGCGGCGAUGAUAUCAUCAACUCCUACCACCUCCCGCGGCCGCUUCCGCUGUGGCUCAACUCACAUUGCGCAAAGCACAUUGUCAAGGGAAAUUUCAUGACCCUGAGCGCUCGACCAAAGACGGUUGAGCAGGGGGAGUGGGUUGCUCAUCAAGUUGUCGAGCACUAUCGCAACCUCUGGAAUUUCGUUCAGGUGGUCCACGCCAAGGAGGAGAACGGAAACACCAUCUGCAACCCAACAACUUGCCCUCGCAUGUCCGCAGGAGCCAACCACUCCUUCACUUGGCUCAACAGUCGUCGUGAGCCAGUUGAACUGCCAGCUCAUGAGUACAUGACACUCAUGCAGCGAUGGAUCACCGGCAAGACCGACGACACCGCCAUCUUCCCAACUGACCCUUCCGGCGUCUCCUACUCUCACAAUUCCGCCAUGUCGUCGACGCCACUCUCACAGCUCACCAACCCAGGCGAGGCUGACUGGGUCGGCAAGCGAUCUGGCUUCCCGGACAAGUUCAUUGACAUCUGCCAGAUGAUCUUCCGCCAAAUGUUCAGAGUCUACGCCCACCUUUACUGGGCUCACUUCUCAGAGCCUUACUACCACCUCAACUUGGAGAAGCAGCUCAACAGCUGUUUCUCACACUUCUUGCUAACGGCCACUGCGCUGGACAUGCUGGGGAAGCAGGAGCUGGAGCCAAUGCAGCCAUUGAUCGACCUCUGGGCGGCCAACGGAACGUUUCCCCCCGAGUCCAAGGUCUACGAGUAUGCCAGCAUCCGGGCUGGUGAGCGAUUGAUUCAGCUUGCAGGCGUCGCGCAGUAA